UCUAAGUAGUGCAAGUGGUGCAUGGUUCGAAUCUAUUUGGGGCCGCAGCUAUGGCGGCACUGCGACGAUGGAGGGAGCACGCUGGAUCGCUCCGAAAUCUCUUCGCGGGAGCUCCGGCGCGGGGGGGAUCGCAGGAAUCGCCAUCGCCAUGGCGCCUGCUCCAGCAAUCCAGGAAGGUAACGCAGAUCACAGUGCCGCUGACGCCGCCCGAGGGAUUCUAUCGGGCCGACUGGGAUUAUCGCGGCCAGCGCCAGAUCGUACCCCUGGCUAUGGCGGUGCCAUACAUCGCGCCCGAUGCCUGGGUCGCGCCGAAUGCCACGCUCAUCGGGAACGUCAAGGUGGAGGACAAGUGCACGGUGUGGUAUGGGACGGUGCUACGAGGCGAUCUUAACAAAAUCCAAAUGGGAUUUUGCUCGCAUAUCUUCGACCGCUGUGUUCUUCACGUCGCCUCCGAGUCCCCAGUUGGACUUCCACCGCAUCUCAUCAUCAGCCACUACGUAACAAUCGGUCCCUACUGCACACUCCGGUCGUGCAUCAUCGAGCGCGAGUGCAUCAUAGGCGAGCGCUGCGUCAUCAUGGAAGGCUCCGUCGUGGAGACCCACAGCAUUCUGGAGCCCGGCUCGGUGGUUCCUCCCGGACGCCGGAUCCCAACGGGAGAGGUCUGGGCCGGCAAUCCAGCGAAGUUCGUGAGAAUGGUAACUUUCGACGAGACCAAGGCGUUCGUCGGCUUCGCCGAAGGCAUCCGGAGCUACGCGCAGCAAUACUUUCGGGAGUUUCUUCCUUACUCCACUGCCUACUUGGAGCUCGAGAAGAUAGUGAAGAAUGGAGGCGUCACUCUAAGCCACUGAGAUCGUCCCAAACUUUUCAAGCUUCGGGGUUCCAAAUUUUCGUGAAGUUGGAGAAGUUUCGAAGUUCCAAAUUUUCGUGAAGUUAGGAAGGUUUCGAAGUGAAUAAGGAGAUAGACAAUGACGACAUCCCUCUCUUUCAUUUCUUCCAAUUUGAUACCUUGUUUAGUCUUUAUUAUC
This is a messenger RNA of Selaginella moellendorffii, 1025 nucleotides long. Its product is annotated as gamma carbonic anhydrase-like 1, mitochondrial. Lineage: Eukaryota; Viridiplantae; Streptophyta; Lycopodiopsida; Selaginellales; Selaginellaceae. Bases 51 to 848 code for a protein of 265 amino acids. The transcript has 3 exons. The record is from RefSeq and is a predicted model, not a curated record.